Molecule: messenger RNA, 4557 nt
Organism: Theileria equi strain WA
Lineage: Eukaryota; Apicomplexa; Aconoidasida; Piroplasmida; Theileriidae
Product: ABC transporter, ATP-binding protein domain containing protein
Exons: 1
Coding region: 1-4557 (1518 amino acids)
Biological process (GO): transmembrane transport
Cellular component (GO): membrane
Molecular function (GO): ABC-type transporter activity; ATP binding; ATP hydrolysis activity
Source: RefSeq, a predicted model, not a curated record
AUGGAGGAAGAACGUGUUACUCUGGAGAAUAAAUACCACUUUUGGGAAAGUGAGGUGGAGCUGGUCAGAAAGAAGGCGGUUGCACCAGAUGGAAAGAAGUUUCGAUACUUUGAUGACAGAGGAAUCUUCAACUUUGUCUUUUUUCUUUGGGUGCAUAGAUGGGUUAAGGCAACUGCCAAGGAGUACUUUGAUCCCUACAUGAUUCAUCCCUUUCCCUUACCUGACCAGGCGGUAAUAUGGUAUCCUAUAUUUUCCAAGCACAUUAGUGAUGGGAUAGCCAGUAUUGAGACUUUUGAGUCUCUAAGUGAAGAGGAAAAGAAGAGAGCCAAGAAACCUGUAAGAUGCAUUCUGUUACGGGCUCUAAUUUUGACCUUUUGGAAGAGGCUACUCACCAUUCUAAUAGGAAUUGUGAUUAUGAAUGCUAUUAGUAUGACUGUGGCAGUGUUCCUGCACAAAUUACUAGGUUUAUUGAGUAAUAAAAACUUAAAAUUUGCGGCCUUAUUUUGGCUAGCCAUAUCCAUCAUUCUCAUGGAGUUGUUCAAGGAAAUCACCAUGGAUCACAUCAACUACUACGUGAACAGGCUUUCAUUUGCUAUUGAUACUUCUGUCCGUAUUUCACUGUUUCAGCAUGGACUUUGUUACAGGAGGAGUCAGUUUGGGCAUCUCUCUAACAAUCCUGACUCUUGCAAGAGUGCAAUUCACAGCUGCUCUGGAGAAGACAAAUGCUCCAGUGACCCAUUGCUGUGCCCUGCUAGACGCUAUAAAAACAAUGAGGUUACCCCUAAAAUGUAUUCUUUAACGUUUAAUGAUUCACACUUUGUUCCGUUUUCUGUAAUGUUCUUGACAGGAUUUGUAGAUUUCAUGACAGCUUUUACGUAUGGUAUAAUCAUAAUGAGUACUCUGUUCAAGGUAAAAGCGUCUACUAUUCUAAUAGUAUCCAUGUCACUUGUGGCAUGUAUGUUUCUCAUACAGAUAGUAAAUGGCCUCAAUUUCAAGUACCUGUUUGGGUUAAGAGACAAUAGAAUUACCAAACUUAAUGAGGUAAUUCCAAACCUACCCUUGAUUGAGAGGAUGGCACUAGACGAUGUUGCUCAUGAUGCCAUCACAGAGGCUAGAAAUGAUGAACUAGUGUUGGUGAGAAUUCGCUUCCUUUUCUCCUUGGUAAACAAUGUUAUAAUGACAUCAAUCAUGUGCAUCAAUAUCAUUAUUCUCGUAAACGAUUUUGUCGGACAAGUUAAGGACGCCACCAACGUUGAGAGCAUUGAUCCACCAGGACUGAUCGCCUCUAUCUUUGUUUUGAUGAAGAUCAUAGGUCCGCUCUACGUAUUGUCUUUUAAAUUGGAACUUUUGAUUUAUACAGUAAUUGGAUUCGUACGAGUGGAACGUUUCUUCAGAACUUGUUCUCCAAACUUUUACAUUCCUGAUAACAAGUUUACUGGGAAGACUGUUCUACCAGAGGUUAAUCCUGGCAAGGAUAAGACGUUACCAAAGGGUCUUAUGGUGUUGUUCGAGAAGGCCUCCUUUGCAUGGGUCAAUAGUAGGAAGGAUCUCCUAGACAAUACCGGUACUACCUGUCUGAGGAACCUUGACUUUGUCCUCAACACUGGUGACCUUGCCAUUAUUACUGGUGCUCAAGGUUCUGGAAAGACCAACUUUGUCAAGGCUAUUCUUGGUGACAUGACUCUGGUAAAGGGCUCAAUGGCUGUAUUGCCUCUCUCUACCAACAUGCCGAUAUUCUAUGCUUCUCAAAAGGUGUGGCUACAAAAGGGUACCAUCAGGUCUAACAUUACCUUUGGUCACAGAUUUGAUGAGAAGCUCUACAACACUGUUCUAAAGGCAGUUGAACUUGAACAUGACAUAUCCACUUGGGAAGGGGGUGACUUGCGUAAGAUCUCUGAACAUGGCUACUCUCUUAGUGGAGGUCAGAGAGUCAGAGUCGGACUUGCUCGCGCCAUUUAUGCUUACCUCAUCUUUAGCAAUACUAAUAGGGAGAAUGAAUCUGGAUAUUCCUUCUUGGUAGUACUGGAUGACUGUUUCACUAGCUUGGAUCCCUUUGUUGCAAAGACAAUCUUUAGGAAUCUCUUUAAUGUUCAUGAUGGAUUAUUGGUGAAAGAGGAUGUAUCUGCUAUUAUAACAAUUUCCAAGCGUGUGUUGGAUGCUUGUACAUCAUCUGAAUCGCCAGAUUCAUACCCUGACGCUGCUUUGUAUACAGUGAGAAAUAAAACCCUUGUGCAAAGUAACAGGUUUCACUCUUUUAUAGAAAAUGAAUUUGGUAAUAUUGAGCCUCCAAAGCCCUCUGAAGACAUAGUGAAGCUUAAAUCAGGGUCAUUUGAGAUUCUUAGAAGGUGCAGCUCGGAUGACUAUACUCGUGAUGGACGAAGAAGAUCAACGGAGUCUAGAUACUCUGAUUCUCCUACAGUUCAGAAUCUAUACAAUAGGAUAAAUUUUAAACGUGGAAAGAACAAAAACUUUAAGCCAUACAAAGUCUACCUUCACGCUGCAGGCUGGCCUAUAUUCUUGUUCUUCUUUUUCACAUUUGUAUUCGCAAGCUUGGGUAAUGUUCAGUUUGUAAUAAUGUCAAAGCUGUCGGAUGCAGUUGUUGAGUACAAGAAAGAGGGAGAUGGAACUACAAUUUCAUUUUCUGAACUUGAAGUGUAUUGUGUCAAGGCUCUAAGAUGGAUUCUUGUUAUUUCCAUCUUGGUGAUAAUUGGAGCUAUAUUGCGUAUAUGUGCUAUGACAAAGGCUUCAUUCAACAUUUCUAGGAGGAUACACGAGUACUGCAUUAAUUCAGUAUUUGCAAACAGUUCUGCGGUUCUCAACAUCAAAAAGGCAUUGACCAGUGUCCAUACUUUCUUGUAUAUGGAUACACUCGUAAUUGACGUUUCGCUAAAUUACUGCAUGCAUGGUGUUUGUCUACUGUUUAUUGAAGCAGGUGCUCAUCUCCUCAUGUUAUUGUUUAUGGUACCAUGGUCUAUUCCAUUGGCUCUUCUACUUUGCUUUAUCAUUCUUAGGUUCCUCGCAUACUAUUAUAUAAAGUCAUGUAAGAGCCUGCAGUAUACGCGUAUAGAGGCGUUUGAUAAAAUAAAUGAUACGAUCGAGGCAGCUAUCUCUGGCCUACCUCUCCAUCGUAGUUUCAAGAAGGAGUGGGAAUUGAUGCAUGGGCUAAUUGAACACACAGACUACGCAUUGAGAGGUCUUUAUUUUGUAAACUCGGCCAUAGUGUGGAGCGUUGUUUCAUUUAGAUGUUUGUUUUCUCCACUGGCCAUAUUUAUUCUUGUAUUUCCUCUUGUACGCUCAUAUUAUUUUGGCGUGGAUGUAAAAGUUGGCUACUAUGGUAUGGCAUAUUCCAUCUUUUUAAGUCUAAAUAGUUACCUUGCAAAUACUUUACAACUCUACAGUUAUCUGGAACUAAUGUUUAUUUCAAUCACAAGGUUCGAGAAUUUUAUUCCCAAAAAUACUCCACUCAAGUUUGUAAAGAAGAAGGAUAUUAACAGAACCGACAUAGUGAUUGAUUCAGGGUCAAGCGCAGGAGACAAGAUAUCCGAUGAAAAUAUUAAGGACUCCAUUCGUAAGAGGCGACGUAAUGAAUAUGCUGAGAGAAGAGCUGCUAGAUGUACUAGCCUCAAGAUGCUCUUUUUCAAGCACCAUGUUAGUAUACUUGACGUUUCCAAGUAUGCCACUCCAGGUACGACUAGGAUAAAGUUGGAUAAUGUUAAUGUAUACAUUACCUCCUCCAAGGAUGGAAUGCAAUUCCCUAUUUUAAAGAAUGUUACAUGUUCGGCUAAUACUUCUGAUAUUGUCGGUAUCAUUGGCAGAACUGGUGCGGGAAAGUCUACCCUAUUGUCAGUGCUCCAGAACCUGGCAGAGAAUAGAGACGGGUCAGUUCUCCUGGAUGGCUGUGACUUGAAUGAUAUGCCAAAGAACGUGACUAGACAGAUUAUUGGAGUAUUACCUCAACUACCUUUCGUAUUCAGAGGAUGGACAGUUCGUAGAGUUAUUGACCCUAGAAUGUUAUUUGAAGAUGUUGAUAUUGAAAUGGCCUUGGAUAACUGUGGCUUGCUCAAGUUUGUCGAGAACCUCCCAGGUGGUAAGGGCCUUGAUACUAUCAUUAUACCUGACCAUUACCACAAAGAUAUGCCAAGGUACUACAAGAGGGUCUACUAUGGGCCUACUCUAAAGCCACACGAGGCCUCCUCUGUGGAUAAUGUCAAUAUUGACCAUGGCAUGGUGCUUUCAAAUUCACAACUCCGUACUUUGUCUGUAGCAAGACUAGUACUAUACAGAGAAUUCUUCAAGGUUCUCUUGGUUGACGAGCCUCCAGAGGAUGAACUUGGAACAUCCAAUACUGCAGAGGUUCCAAUAUAUGAUUUAAUCAAGACCCACUUCCAACACUGUGCAACAUUUAUCGCAGCCCACAAUACAAAUGUUUUGCGCUUAUGCACAUCAGUUUGGGUUUUUCACAAAGGUUCUCUCAUUAGAACGUGUAAAGCUCAAGACAUCUCUAAUAGUGAGUCACUUUCCAAGAUUAUAGAGGAUUGCAUCACUACACACAUUUAA